AUGACUGGCGGUCAAAAUGAUACCGUGGAUGCCAGUGGUCUUGGCUUUUUUGCUGGUACAGCUGGCCCCACAGGCUCCACCACGUCCACUCAUGCCGGCUCUGGACUAUGUGAAGACUGGUUGGCAGCGACACUAUGUGGUCAGCCGGGAUGCCGAAAUGGACCCAGCCUACAAGCUGAGCGCCGAUUAUCCUCUCUUGGACACAGGCCUCUGCCACUCCACCUUCAGCCUCACCUUUAUCCGGACAUAGGACCUCGACUAACUGCGUCCACCAUCGCCUCGCUGGGGCCGGCUACCAGAAGUGGUGAAGUUGGAGGAGACAGUGGAGGCGCAGGGGGCAGUGCUGAUAGCAGCAUUGGUUCUGGGGGUCAUGGGCAAUUCUCGAGUCUCGCUCCGGUCAGCCCUGGCUCCCGCCAGCAUGCGUUCUACUCAAAUGCAUCUGUCUCUUCAAAUGAGCUUGCCGACACAAUGGCGAUUGCAAGUGCUGCAGCAGCUUUGGAUGCCGGAACGACUUCUAUUUUGCCAAAUAUUGCAAGUGAGACGCGACUUCAUCUUUCUCGUACUCCUCCAGGCCGUGUUAGAUCAGCCACUUGGUCGACAGCUUCUGGCAGAUUUCGAGGUCGCCGCUUAGCCAGAACUGGAAACAAUUCACUCUCAGGUGUCUACUCUGCUGGGGAGGCGUCGUUUGAGAGAGACGAACAGCUUGCGGAGGCGAUGGAGCCUGAGCUUAUCGAAAGGGAAAUGGUAGCCUGUGAUUCCAGAAACGAGCGUGCUGAAGAGGAAGAGGAGAGACUAGAGGAGCAGAACCAGGAUGCUGAUGAAGCAGAACGAGACAACCUAGAAGAUGAUGAAGAUGGAGACGAGAGCUGCAUGCGUGGAACUAGUGCUUCGACUCGAAAUGAUUCACUUUGGCGUAAUCUGGAACCCUCGCACAAUAUCAGCCUGCGUCAUGCUUCUCGAUGGUCUUUGCGCAGCUCAAGCGAGGCUCGCUACUCUCGUGGCGCAAUCAUAACACCAAGUCCCACAAUUCGUCGAAACUCUGCCUCUUGGGGGGUGCCUAGACGUUCAUGGGGUAUGGCUUCUGCUGCUCCAGCCCAACACGGUCGAAUUCGCUCGCGUUGCGUUGGCAGUAACGAUACCAGCAGGGCUCAAAGUCGAGGGCGAGCCAUUUCUCAUGUUUCUGCGACUCAGCAACCCCAACCUUCUUCUGAUGUGCCUAGGUCCGGUGAUUCAGAUGACUCCUUUUUACCUGAUAUAAUCUUGUCGGUUGAAAGUCUUAUCGUUCACAACACGGUUACUGGCAUCCUAACGGAAGAACGUGCCCACUCUCGAUCUCCGUUCUCAACGAAUAAUCGUCUACAGACUGCUCUGAGGGUUAGUCCCGGUGAUGAUGACGAUAUUAUUGAGGAGGAGGAAGAGGAGGAUUUUAGCAGAGAGACAGAAGACGCUGAGGAAGAGAUAGCUGAUAUCGAUGGAGACGGAAUGCUGGGUGAGGAAACAGAAGAUUUCUAUAAUGACUACUACAGAUCAUCAGGGAGCCUCUCUGGUCGUCGAAACCUAAGUGAGCAAAGGUCUCGAGCACGAAAUCGGACUCGAGCUUCUCGGGCUCAGUACCACUCACAUCUUGAGAUGCCUAGGUCCUCACUGUCUCCUGCAGUCACUAAUACUCACCUCUUGGCUUCGCCAACUGUAGCUUCUAGUUCGACACUAGAGACAAGUCUCUGCCAAGAUCGACGCUGGCGUGGUGGUAAUCCACAAAUUCGCGAUGGCAUCACUCGAUUCAACACUGACGUCAGCGCGCCGGGCGCGAUUAUCGCCCUUGGUUUGGCCUAUUUAGGAACCGAUCACCCAGGCGUAAGCCAGUGUCUGAUGCCUCCAGACUCUUUGCGCCAGUUUGACUCUGUUCGACCUGACCUUUUACGACUGCGUGCUGUAGCUCAUGGUCUGGUAACAUGGCAGACGAUUCGCCCGACACGCGCCUGGUUGCAGGCUCGCCUGCCCACCUGUUUGACAAAUGGUUUACUUAACUAUUUACGUCGGUAUUCCUCUUCAAUGAUGGUAGCAGCCUCAGCAACCACUGCCAAAUCUAAUCUUAUUGACUCAGGGGAUGAUGAGAAUAUCGAAAAUCGCUGCCCCGGCUCCAUUGUGCUCUCGUCGAACGUAGGUGCAGCUGCCUGGCCGACAGGCCGCAAAGAGCACGGUGAUGGACUCUUCAAGAACCCUCUAUCAGAACCAAACUUGAGCCUAGCGAUAGGAGGAGAGGAUGUUGAGAUUAUUCUGUAA
This is a messenger RNA of Protopolystoma xenopodis, 2283 nucleotides long. The record is from the annotation of a GenBank genome assembly. NCBI's taxonomy places the organism in Eukaryota, Metazoa, Platyhelminthes, Monogenea, Polystomatidea, Polystomatidae.